Messenger RNA from Centruroides sculpturatus (bark scorpion), 8627 nucleotides. RefSeq names its product sporulation-specific protein 15-like. The transcript has 19 exons. Gene Ontology annotation, molecular function: phosphatidylinositol binding; protein binding; GTPase activator activity. The record is from RefSeq and is a predicted model, not a curated record. NCBI's taxonomy places the organism in Eukaryota, Metazoa, Arthropoda, Arachnida, Scorpiones, Buthidae. The coding region runs from base 2415 to 7754 and encodes 1779 amino acids. Gene Ontology annotation, biological process: small GTPase-mediated signal transduction.
GAGUGUAAUGGUCACUUACCCUAUAGCUCGGAACCACUAACGUGUUCCCUCAAAACUCGCUCGGUUAACGAAACUUUCUUAUCAAAAAUAGUUUUUCUUCUUUUUUUUUUAAUCUAUAAACUGUAAGUUAUCAUUCGACCUUCGUGUCCCCUCUCUCUUUCUCGCGUUCGGUUUUCUAGCCACCUGUUUUCGUGACUACUUUCUAUCACGAUCGUGCAGCAUUUGAGUCAUGAGUCGCGUGUUGAAAGGGCUAGUUCUAAUCAGAGGUCACAUCGUGGGUGGAGGGAACCAGAAUUCGAACACACUACUACUACUUAUCGAGUUAAAAUCGCACUUAAAAAAAUAAAUAAAAGAUGGCUGAGCAACAGCUACGUUCCUCCAUUUCCGCAUUUUACUUAAAAAAACUGGUUUUUUUUUCUUUUUCUUCACUUUACGCAAAUGAUGAAGCGGAUGAAUUGCUUCGACAGAAUAGGGUCACGUAGUUAUAUGCGCUAAUAACCAAUGAGGUUCCGGAGGUACAGUACAUCAAUCGAUUCGAGAGCAACACGUGGCAGACAGUCUUAAAUAGCUUUACUCCAUGGUGCAAAGUACUGAUGCUCGAUGGUAAUACGAACUUUCCAGAUCGAAUUGUAGCAUUGUUCGUUUUCUGGUCGGGAGUCGCCUUUCUCUUAGUAAAUUUUAGCUUGGCUCUGACUCGUUACCCUCAACAACUCGAUUUUUUUUCGUUUCGAAAAUGAUGUCUAAAAUGCAAUUUACAGGAAGUGGACCGCCUUGAACAACCAGUGGCCUGCUUAAAAACAUUCUAGUUCGUAACGCCCACCUCGUUUUAUUGUAUUAUCUCACAUUUAGUACGUCGUUUUCGGCUCUAGAUAUGAUUUACUCGUUGCGUGUUGACUCCCGUUUUUUUAGAGAUCAAGUAAAUAUUUCAACGGGCUUCAGGCGCAAUUCUGCAGGCUUCAAUUUAAUUUAAAAGCUUAUUUAAUUUAUAUUAUAAAGUCAUAAAAAGUUCACUAGAAUAGAGAAUUUUAUUUUCAUAUUUUGAGGCAUUUUUUUGUGAGGUUCCUGUCUAGAGAGUUCAGGAAAUUUGCCGAGAUUUAUGUGUCUGACGGUUUGUUUUGAUACUUUUUUUAGAGUAUCAAUCAUAUUUCGGAGCAGUUCUUAGUUUAGUGUGGAAUUUCGAAGUCUGAUAUAAAGGUUAGGGAUUCGGAUCGUACUUAAAAUUGAUUAAAUUCGUGUAAUUAGAUAUCGGAGUGGUUCAAAUUUUGCGGUGUCCAGGUGUUAAAAAUUCAAAGUUCGUGCUUCAGAUGACGAAUUUAAUACGUUAAACUUUGAAAUUAACGAUUCACAUCGUUUUCUAAAUCAUGGUUUCUGCACGUUAAAUUUAAUAUUUUAAAAUUCUUCAUAGAGAUCAGAAAUUACAAGGGCAAAUUCUUUAAUGAUUCAAUUGGUUUGUGAUAAUUUACAUAUUUAAAUAUUUCUUCGUAUGACGUUUUAGAUUUUCAUAGUUGCAUUUUGAAAUUUGUCAUUGGGUGGGAUACUAUGGGUUUUGGGGAGGUAUUUUUUCUAGAGGUUGGAGUUCAUAUUUUAAAUUCACGAGCUUACGACAUUCCUACACAACCUGCGCAUAGACGUCUACUUUUCUGAUGGAUACAUUCUUAAAAUACUCCAAAAUUUCGCUCUAAAAAUAUUCACUUUUGGCAUUAUAAAUUAGAGAACCCGCUAGGCCGAGAACUUAAAAUUUUUACCUCUCGUUAGUCUUGCACGGUAGCUUAGUUAUAUAUAUAUAUAAAGUAAGUAAACAGUUAAUGGAAACAGUCAGGUGUAAAGACAUUCGGGAAGCACCUUAUUAUAGAAAAUAAUUUUCCUCUGGACGUUGAUCUCCCGCUGUCCGAGCCAUCAUCACUUAACCUGUCAUACGUUGCAUUGGUUCUUCCUGUUAUUGUUCGUGAUCCAUGUCAUAUUUCGAAUACUGUAUAUUGUUGCGGUAGGAGGAAGUGUCAUCGGGAUCGUCACUGCUUAAAAGAUGACGUUUCGCUUGACGCAAUUAAAUUCUGCACCACAGAAAACGACGGGAAAUGCUAAUCAGCCAGCUGCAAUUAGCUUAAGUAAUCGGAAACCUUGAAUUUUCAUCAUGUGAAUCUUUCAAGGACGAGGGAACAUCGUGUGCUUAUUAUUGUUUUCAGUACGUUGCAGACUGCGAGGGGUGUCGUUGGGACAAUUCCAACUUGGAUUAAAGCUUUACUAGGCCAAGCGCGCUCUCGUCACAGUAUAUUGCCUCAUAAACUUGACUGAUUAAAGUACCAGCAACAAGCGGCUCACGUAGCGAGGAUGAUAAAAAUGUUAUCAAAGUAACCAAGCGAUAUUGUUUAAGGCGAAACUGGAUAGAUAAGUGGCGAAACCGUUGAGUGAGUAAAAUGUUAAAUGUAGAGCAAUGUAGUCCUGUUCUGAUAUCAUCACCAUCUGCAACUGUGACAUAUCAUAAAAGAGCAUCUAGUGUGCCAUUAAUUGAAUUGAGGCACUCUGAUGGUGAUGAUGAUAGCUUGGAUUCUGAAAAUAUUUCAAUUAAUGAAAGUACUGAUUUGAAUAAUGAAACAGAUUCUGCAAGUUUAUGCUCAAGAGGAGGGAUAUGUUCCGUGAUUGACUCAGUGGAGAGCAUGAGAGGAGGGCGGGGAGUCUCUCCUAUGGCUCCACCGACUGUCAGGAUCAAGCACAUUACCAGAAACGUGAAUGGCUCGACCAGGUUCCCGAAACUGGACGAAUGCGCCCACUUUCAUUACGAGAAUGUGGAAUUGGGUCCGGUUAAGAUGGGCCUUUACGACGAAAGACAGGAUGCGGGCAAGGCAACAGUAAGUGGUCCCGAGAAGGAGAACGAAUUGAGAAAUCACUGGUUCUGCGUACGAGUCAUCAGUAACGGUAGAUUGUGGACGGUUCGAAGGAGUUACGACAACUUUCGAAUGUUGGAUCGCCAGUUGCACAGAUGCGUCUACGAUCGGAAAUACAGUUUGCUACCCGAGCUGGUUCCUAUAGAGCAACUCCAGUGCGACACAGAGGAUUACCUUCGAAACACUUUGACGUCCUACUUGGAUAGGUUCUCGGAUUUGGCAGGUAGUCUGAUCAGUUGCGGCCCGGUGCUCAACUGGUUGGAGCUCGACAAUCGCGGAAAUCGACUGAUCGUACCCGACGAAGCGGCCAUCAACACGCCUGCGGUAGCUGCCGCCUACGUAGUUAGAAGAUAUACGGCGCAGGCCACCGACGAGAUAUCCUUCGAGGUGGGAGACAUGAUUUCCGUCAUCGACAUGCCUCCUCCGGAAGAAUCGACGUGGUGGAGAGGAAAGAAAGGUUUUGAAGUUGGAUUCUUUCCUUGUGAAUGUGUAGAAGUCAUAGGAGACAAAGUACCUCAUACUAUUAAAGUACCAAAAGCUCCGACUAAACCAGUUUUAAGAAAACAUGGCAAGCUGAUUGCUUUCUUUCGGUCAUUUCUACUUUCUCGUCCUUCCAGAAGGAAAUUAAAACAAAGUGGAAUAUUAAAGGAACGUGUUUUUGGUUGUGAUUUGGGAGAACAUUUAUUGAAUACUGGAAGAGAAAUUCCAUUGGUUUUAAAGUGUUGUACAGAAUUUAUAGAAGAACAUGGGAUAGUUGAUGGAAUAUAUAGACUGUCUGGCGUUAAUUCAAAUAUACAGAAGCUCAGGUUAGCAUUCGAUGAAGAUCGAAUUCCUGAUCUUACCGACGAAGCCAUCGUCCAAGAUAUCCACUGUGUUGCCUCUUUGUUAAAAAUGUAUUUUCGUGAAUUACCAAAUCCAUUAUUAACAUAUCAGUUAUAUGAUAAAUUUGUGAAUGCUGUGCAGUCCGAAGAAGAAGUUAGAUUAUUAAGAUUACGUGAUGUGGUUCAACAGCUGCCACCUCCUCACUAUCGUACUUUAGAAUACUUAAUGCUUCAUCUUGCAAAAGUUGCUGGUCAUGGAGGACGAACUGGAAUGACUCCAAAAAAUGUGGCAAUUGUCUGGGCCCCAAAUUUAUUGAGAUCAAAGGACGUUGAAGGUGGUGGAGUUGGUGCCCUUCACGUAGUGGGUGUUCAAGCAGUAUUAACCGAAUAUCUGAUCCGUUAUGCAGAUCUCAUUUUCAAUGAGAAGCUUCUUACAUUUCAGAGUCCAGGUCCCGAUGAGAGUUCUCCGAGACGGGCGAGACCUAAAUCGUUAGCUAUUUCGACUCCGACAAAAUUGUUAUCCUUAGAGGAAGCCAGAUCGAGAGCAUUAUCUGCAAAUCUUCCUCCGACGCAGCAGAAGUAUAUUGAUGUAGGUGGUGGACCAGAUAAUCUUCCUCCAAAAUAUCACACAGUAAUCGAUUUUCCAGGAGGGAAAAGAGGGAGUGGAAAAAUAAAAAAGUCUCCGUCUGGUUGGAAGUCAUUUUUCUCACGUGGUUGGCAUUCAGGAAGCACUAGAGAAAAGGAUAGGGUUUGUCCUCAAAGAAAAGUUAGUUCUGGUUCAUUACAACAUACAUCAUUACCGGUUCAGGAUGUUGCUAUAACAGAAGCAGAUAUUUCCCAUACGAAAAAGUUACGUACCGUGAAAAGUGCAGAAUCUCUUGUAUUAUUGGGUGGAGGAGGAUCAUCUUGUAGAAAUUCUAGUUCUUCAGAAUCUUUUAAUAUAUCUGGUUUAAUGAAACCUCGUGAAGUAAGCAUUGAAACUAGUGAUGGAAAAGAAUCAUUAAUGGAUUAUGUGGAUAGUAAUCAUGAUUCUCAGAAUUCACCAUGUCUAUCUCUUCAAUCGCCUCAUCUGAAGCAUAAUAGAUCCUCGUCUCACGAAUCUUAUUUUGAACAAGAUAUGGAUAUUGCAACAGAAGAGCAAGAGGUCCAGGAUAGUAGCAUAUAUGAUUUAAUUAAAGAGACUAUGAAUAAAAUGAAGAAAGAAUCUGAAAGAGAAGUUGAACAUCAAGUCGUGGAAACACAUUUUGAAUAUCAAAAUCAACAUGAAACUGAAAAUGAAAUAUUACAAAUUUCAGAUGGAAGGGAGGCAAAUACAAUACAAGAACCAACAGAUAUUCAGUGUGAUGUUCACAAGAGUGUACGAAAGCAAAAACUUCAGAAUGUGGAGACCGAAGUAGGAGAUGCCAAAGUUCAAAAACUCAGCAUGACAAAGUCAAUUGAAAAACAAUCUGAAGAUGUCGUAGAUGACAAUAAUGAUGAUCAGUUGAUAGAAGAUAACAAUGUUACAAAUACUUUGAAGACAAACAAAACUGAAAAUAUGCUUACUGAAUGUGAAGAACCAAAUACUACUUUGGUUAAUAAAAUGGAAUAUUGUGUAACGGAUAAAUUAAAUGACGACAUUGGAUUUGAAAAAGAUCAAGAUGAUAAAGAAGAGAGUAAAGUUGUGGUAGAGCGAUACGGUAAUGAAGAAACAGUGAUUGUUGAAGUUCAUGCAACUCAAGAAAGCUCAGAUGAAGAAGCAGAAAAAUUUCAUACUUCAUCAAAUUUAGAUAGUGAAAGAAACUUAAUUGAUUAUGAUGAAAUGAUUAAGGUAAAACAAACUGAAGAGAGAGACUCAGGGAAAUCAAAUAGUGAAGAAUGUGAAAAUAAAGCCACAUUAAGUAUUGAAAAUAAAAUUGUUAAUGAGGAAAAAGUUGAAGUUCCUAUAAUAGAUAAUGUUCUAGAAGAUUAUAACAUUAAUGAGGUAAAUCAUUCCUUAAAUGAUAAAAUUGUUACUGAAAGUGAAGCAAAUGAUGAUGAAGAUGCUGGCAUUAUUCCUGAUUUAAAGCCAGGAUCUUUGAUUUCUGAGGUUAUGGAAGAAUAUUUGUUAAUAUUAGACAAGGUACAUUCCAAAGAUGAUCAACAAAAUAGUGACAAAUUGCAAUCAUUAAAUUCUAAAUCGAAUGCAUUUAUUUUUAAAGAACCUGAGCAUAUAUCAAAAGAUGAAACUAAACUAUCUUCUAAAGAUGGAAUAGAGAUUUCACAUGAAGCAGUUGCAACAACUAAACGUCUUCCACUCACACAAGUUAAUUUAGAUGAUAGAGAUGAAGUAAAUGUAUUGGAUACUAAAAGGGAGGAAGUCUCUGCAGAAAGUGAACCAAACAAAGAAAAUUUAGAAAGUGAUUUUUCUAUAUUAAAUGAAGAUUUAAGGUCAGAAAGUAAGACUUCUAAAGUUGCCUCGACAAGAGAACCUAGGCAGAGUUCACGAUUUCUUGACAAUGUUCAGUUGAGACAUAUUUCUAAUGUAGCAAAGUGUCCAAAUGAACAUAAAAGAAACUCUGAACCUUUAAGGUCUUCAUUAAGAAAGCAUGGUAAUUCAGAUUCAGUCGAAAGGAAACAUAUGUCAGAGAUAGUACCUAAACUAGAAGAGAAGAAUACUGUUAAAGGUUUGAUGUUAAAAUUUGAAACUUCUCCGAAUAAAAACCCUAGUGAAAUUUGUUCCUCUGAAAAACAUUCAACCAAAGAUAUUGUUUCCAAACCAAAGACCAAUCAUCCAAGUCUUUUUACACAGUUAAAAGUUUUAAAAUUGCAAUCACUACAGUCUGGUUCAUCUGUGACCAAUGCUACCGAAACAGUAGAUCCUUGGUCUGAUCCCAUUCUAGAUAUUGAAGAACAAAAAGAAUCGCAAUCAAUUCCUUUGAAUAAUAGGCCUUCAUUAAUUGUUCAGAGAGAGAAAAGCCCAGAGACUGUAGGAAAAGAUGAGUUAAAUACAAAAGAGUUAGAAGAAAUUAAUAAAUUGAAAAACUUAACAGAAGGAAAACCUGUAGAAAUUAAGCCAAAAAUAAGUAGAGAGUCUAAAGAAAGAAAAGGUGCAAUGGGUUUAAGUGUUUCCACACCUGACUUGGCAGAUAACAACGAUACAAAAGUACCUGAAGACGGAAGUACCGAUGCAUCUACUGCUGUUAACGUAGGUAAUGACACUUCUGUAUCAUCUAGUAAUACAAGUCAGACUGAGGAUGAAUCUGUAAGAAGGGAGAGAAUAAAUAGAAUUAAAGAAGAAAGAAGGGCACAGCUGAGGGAAAAGUUAAGAUCAGAGAGUUUUCGUCUGGAAGCAGAAGAGAAAGAAAAGGUACUGAAUGAGUUUCGUCUAAGAAAACACAAUAAUACAACAAAAAAUAAUUCUGAUAAUACAUCAGGUGUCAAAAAGCAAACUGUUUCAAAAGUAGAAAAAGAUAAGAGUAAAGAGAGCAAUAUUCACAGUUUAAAGACAAAACGGGAAUUGGAUGAAAAGUCUACUGCUCAGCACCGAGAAGUGCCUAAACCAAGAAUUAACACUUCAAUUUCUAAGGGGCUUGCAAAUAAAAGUGCCACGAGUGAGAAACAGGACAGAAAUAAAUCUGGACACACUACCGAUAUUACACAUACUACACAUGACAGAAAUACUUCUAAAAUACAGAGUCCUACCACUCGUAGUGAGAAAAUAUCUUACAGGUCUCCAAAUAAAGAGAGACUGAAGAAAGCUACUUCACUGGAUAGUUCUAAGCAAAACACGAAAUCAGAUUCUAAACCCACAUCACCCACUUCAAAAAUCACGAGGAACUGUGGCGAGAAACUAGAAAAGACGUCCCCAUCCUCCGAAAAGCACUACGCCCAAAAAAGCCCAAGCACAGAUUCGAGACGUGCUCUCUCCUCCCAGUGCACAUCGGCCAUGAGCCAGAAACGAAUAAGAGAGAGAGCGGCAAUGUUCGAGCAUCCAAAAGACGCUCAGGAAAUGUGCAGAACGAACACUUCCUCUAGUCGUUUCACGCGACAGCGCAGUUCUCCCUCGUUGAAUCCCUCAUACGUAAGGUGACACCACGCUCUCCAGCAUCUGGAUUCAUUCUUAUCCAUUGCCUGAAUGGUAAUUUUUGUAUAUUUAUGUAAAUUAUGAAGAAAAUCAAUUUGUUCUAUAGCCAAAACGAUUUUGGUACCACAAGUUUUUUUUAUAUUAUGUUCUUUUGUAUAAAAGAAAACUUCACGGGCUUCCAUCAAACACACAUACAAGUUUUGUAUUUGCAUUUAUUUUUUAUCAUACAUCAUCCCACCUGAACUUGGAGUGAAUGGUUUAAUUAUUGAAAAAAGGAAAUUUACAUUUAGAGAAUUAAGUAAGUAAAAAAGAAUUUUUAAAGUGACUUUUUUACUAUUAUUAUUUGUACAUUUUUUUAAAAAAACACAAGAAAAUUAUGCCAGAGUUAUAUAUUAGUUUCAUAAAGUUUAAGAUAUAUUUGCAAAUUUAUAUAGAGGAGAGUAUUAAGAAAAUGGUUGUGUGAUGAUUCAUAUACUUGAUCGCUACCCCAACUUCGACGAGUAGUGUUUCUUUUGUAAAAUAUAUAUAUAUAUAUAUACAGUAUAUGUGUGUAAAUAUAUAUAUAUUAAUAUUAAAAAAAUAUAUAUAUUUAUCGCAGUUGAUUAUGUAUAUGUGGAAUUUGCCAUAACGAUCAUUGCUUCUAUGGAUUAAUUCCCCUCCUUUUUUUAAAUCGUGCACUCUGGCACUAUUUUAUAUCGAAGCUAUAGUUAAAUGUGCAGCAGGAUAACGUGUGCCUUUUGAUCUAUAUACGUCAAUAGACUUUCCAGGGUUAGUGAUCAUGCUGCCAUUUUCAUUGUUUUGUGCAUAUACGCGACUUUUUGUACAGCAGUUAACAUUAUACUGUGUGUUGAAUAUGCAGUAUUAAAGAUUUUGUUGUAA